AUGUACGAAGACUUGAAGAACAAAGAAGGAAUAAAUCAGAAGCAGGUCUAUGAUCUGAUAAUGUCUGUCCGUCUGCCGGCCCUUCCGUCCCGCUGGGAUGGGGCAGACGAGGUGCUGGAAGCGACGUCCAGGCACGAGAGUGGUUUUGAGGGUGGUACAGGUCACUGGGUGCUACGGGUAAGGGAGGGCGAUGCUGUCCUUGUCAGGUGUACCGUGGAUGACCGGGUCACACGGGUAGCAUGGUUGAACCGCAGCACCAUCCUCUAUGCCGGCAAUGACAAGUGGUCUAUAGACAACCGCGUGGUCAUCCUCUCCAACACCAAGACCCAGUACAGCAUCAAGAUACACAACGUGGACAUCUACGAUGAGGGCCCCUACACCUGCUCCGUGCAGACAGACAAUCACCCCAAGACUUCGCGCGUCCAUCUCAUCGUCCAAGUUCCCCCUCAGAUCGUCAACAUCUCGUCGGACAUCACCGUGAACGAGGGCAGCAGCGUGACCCUCAUGUGCUUGGCCUUUGGGCGACCGGAGCCCACUGUCACGUGGCGGCACCUCUCCGGGAAAGGGCAGGGCUUUGUGAGCGAGGACGAGUACCUGGAGAUCACGGGCAUCACGCGGGAGCAGUCCGGGGAGUACGAGUGCAGCGCCGUCAACGACGUGGCCGUCCCGGACGUGCGGAAAGUCAAAGUCACCGUCAACUACCCGCCGUACAUCUCGAACGCCAAGAACACGGGCGCGUCGGUGGGACAGAAGGGCAUCCUGCAGUGCGAGGCCUCGGCCGUCCCCGUCGCGGAGUUCCAGUGGUUCAAGGAGGACACCAGGUUAGCGAACGGGCUGGAGGGCGUGCGGAUCGAGAGCAAGGGCCGCCUGUCGACACUGACCUUCUUCAACGUCUCGGAGAAGGACUAUGGCAACUACACGUGCGUGGCCACGAACAAGCUGGGCAACACCAACGCCAGCAUCAUCCUGUACG
This is a messenger RNA of Opisthocomus hoazin, 973 nucleotides long. The record is from RefSeq and is a predicted model, not a curated record. NCBI's taxonomy places the organism in Eukaryota, Metazoa, Chordata, Aves, Opisthocomiformes, Opisthocomidae.